UCAUGCAAUCAACAGAGUCUGGUGCUGGAGCGGUCGAGACAAGUGUGUCGGGAGUGAUUGUGUACGGAUUUUAGGAUAUACCAGCAGGUUGCAGUGCCUUAGCCAUGUCCUCGACUAUCGAGAAGAACGAGUAUCCGAAGGCUUCCAAUGCAUUAGUGCUUGGAGCCAUUCUGUCCUACGUGGCGUCUAUCUUCCUAAUGAUGAGCUUCUGUUCGCCUUAUUGGAUCGAGUCGUAUGACGAGUCGUUUAGUAGCUUUAAAAAUAUGGGCCUGUGGGAGUACUGCUUUAAGGACUUCAGCUAUCCGUACUAUCAGUUUCCGAAGUUGUUCAACGGAUGCCAUCAUAUUUUCAGCCAGGAGUACUAUGUUAUUCGGGAAUAUUUACUUCCCGGCUGGUUGAUGGUGGUUCAAGCAUUUGUCACAUUAUCUUUUCUAUUCACAUUCGGAUCGUUAGUGAUUAUGGCCUGCGAGAUGGUGAGAUGGCCUCUGAAACUUGUACUGCGCUACGAAUGGCUGUUGACUACGAUUUCGUUCAUUGGAAUUGCUUCAUCAUCAUUCUUCAUGUUCUUAGCGGUGGCCAUAUUCGGCGGUAACGCCUACCGUCGCGACUGGCUGAUGUACCCGAAAUUUAACGUACUCUCGUGGUCCUAUGCUCUGGCCGUGGUGAGCUUCAUGCUGCUCGGGUUAGCCGCGCUACUACUGUACAAGGAAGCUAAGAAAUCUUACGAACUUCGCCGCGAGGCGAAGAAUCUGGUAAUGCAGAUGCAGAUGCAGGAACCCGGAUACCACCCGUCAUCGCAUCACACCAGCCGGAGUCUACACAGCGGAGGUUACAUAUAAAUGCCCAUCCUGUAGAGGGGAAACGAUUUAAGCACUAAUUUUAUCGCUAUCGUGUCGUGCAUAGACGACAGGUUUAAUGUGCUUCUAAAAACGCAUACACUCACCGUAUUUUAGCAACAACACAAAUCAGCAAAGAAAUGUCUGCCAGUCCCCCGAGUGACACUCGCACAGCUCUCCCCCUUUAGAUUUCUGAUUACGCGGGAAAGCAAACUCAUAACCUCAACGAACUUUAUCGAACAGAUUGGUCCCGGGGGACAACAUCGCACUAUAUGUGGCCUUAACGAAAAAUCAAACGAGCAGCAAGCUCACAAAAAUAUACCUGUCUACAUUUUCUAACCUAAGCAGACGUCGUCAGAAUAUUACUUGAUUCAAGUACGACUUUGCGAUAAUUGUGAAAAAACUUAAUAAGAUUUUGAAUCAUUCUUAUUGUAUUAAUUAUCAGCACAAAAAUCGAACUCGAAAGUUUCUAAUUAGUUGUUUUCAUUGUUAGCGUUAUACUAUGUUUAAAAUAUGUUUCUAAUAUUCCAUCCGUUUUUUUGCUCAUAUGGCGAUCGUAUCCGGCAGGUUUCAGUUCAAAACAAAAAAAAAAUCUUCCAAUUGAACUUUUAGUGUAAAUGAAAAAUAUGUAAGUUAAAGUUUAUUUUUAUUCCAAUGAAAACAAAGACAUGUAUUACAACCACGAAUCUCGUACUAGAGCCGUCCAUUCGAUUAAGGUUAAAUACAGAACAAUGACAUGUUGUCAAUCUUCAUUUACAUUUUACCGUUUUCUGUUCGGACACUUUUGAUGGUAUUUUAUAACCGUUUACAAACCAUAGAAUUGUAGUGUCUAGUUUUUAAGGCAAUUUAAUGAAUCGCGAUCUAAUAUUCAACUUACUAAAUAUUGGCAAUAAAUGUUGUAGU
This is a messenger RNA of Topomyia yanbarensis, 1739 nucleotides long. RefSeq lists its product as uncharacterized. Lineage: Eukaryota; Metazoa; Arthropoda; Insecta; Diptera; Culicidae. The transcript is spliced from 4 exons. The coding region runs from base 105 to 839 and encodes 244 amino acids. Gene Ontology annotation, biological process: regulation of tube size, open tracheal system; septate junction assembly. The record is from RefSeq and is a predicted model, not a curated record. Gene Ontology annotation, cellular component: septate junction; membrane.